Molecule: messenger RNA, 1493 nt
Organism: Anolis carolinensis (green anole)
Lineage: Eukaryota; Metazoa; Chordata; Lepidosauria; Squamata; Anolidae
Gene: bpifb2
Product: BPI fold containing family B member 2
Exons: 11
Coding region: 149-1111 (320 amino acids)
Molecular function (GO): lipid binding
Source: RefSeq, a predicted model, not a curated record
CCAGAAAACAAAAGCUCUCAAAAGUCUACAAGUUCCAUAUACAGCUGAUCUUAGCAUAAGGUUGUUGUUAUUGGGGUUAAAGGGGUAGCAGCUUCGUGCAUCAAAAUUAACUGGGGAAAGGGAGAUUUUAUUUCUUUUGCUCUCACUGAUGUUUCCUCUUUGUGUUGUGCCUUUUCUUAGCUUGCUUGGCUUUCUGAAACCUAUUCAAGACCACAUUCGUGCUGCUUUGGUGGACCAGAUGUGUCUGAGUGUUUCAAACGUGGUUUUGGGACUCAAUGCCAAACUGGGCACCUUGGUUGGUGUGAAUUCCAUCAACCCCAUGUCGAGGUUCCAAUACUCCAUGCUGGACACACCUGAGAUCACCAGCAAUUACAUCGACCUGGACUUAAAUGCAGCUUUUGCACUGAUGGGCAGGCCCUUCGACAUCCCCUCCGGCCCCGAGGUCCCCUUCUCUCUGCCGCCUCCUCGGAAGGAUGACCACGACUCCAUGGUGAACAUGGGCAUCUCGGAGCCCCUGAUCGGCCAAAUGUUUGCCACCUUGAUGAAAUCCGGAGUCCUGAAUUUCAACAUGCGAAACCCUUCGAACCUCAAAGGAUACCUCCUCACCACCUCCAUGCUGGAACCAGCCAUCCCUUCGAUCAGACAACGAUUUCCGAAGGAAGUUGCCCUUGGGCUCAACGUGGUGCUCGGCAAAUUCCCCGUCAUUAGCUUCAAGCAAGGUGCUGCUCUUUUGCGGGUCAGUCUUUCCGUCCAGGUGGUUGUGGACACCGCGAGAUCUAAAUCACAGGCCCAGACCCUUUGCACACUCGGAGUGGACCUGACCCUAGGACUCAAGCUGAAGGUAUCGCGAACCAGCAUUGGCUUCUCGGUUGGCUUGCAAGGAGGGGUUGGUCUGCAGGUAGAUUCUUCCAGCAUGAAAAUCACAAAGAUCAAAAAGAUGAAAGAAAUCAUUGUGUCCAAACUGGAAAAGACCUUCCUGGCUCAUAUGAAUGCCGUCCUGAGUGUCGGGAUUUCCCUUCCCAAGCUGAGCAACCUCCAGUAUGUCGAUCCACAGAUAGAGAUCCAUGAGGGUUAUGCCCAGGUCAACUGCGACCUCGACUAUGUCCCUUAAGCCGAAGAAGGGACACCCAAAUUGGGUUCAUGAAGGACCCGUUUCCUGUUCUUUGGACCUGCAAAUUCUCUGAUGCCGAAUGACGGAAACUCCGCUUUCACCUGCUGCACGAAAAUAGUGGAAAUGCAUCUGUUGCUUUGGUCUGCAAACUGCAAAUAUUGAACUCUUAUGACUUGGAUGAAAGAUCCAUGUGGUUUCAAGUGAGCUUAAAUCCCAAUUGGUUGGGAGCUUUGCUUUCCUCAGUUUUCCCCAUCAAUCAUUGGGCCUCAAUGAAGCCAAAGUAAGGUUUACAGAUUUUUGCGAGACGCUUCGAUCGGAUCAUGUCAACAGCAUGCCAUUCAGCUCUUUUCUUUGCAUUAUUAAAGCACAAUUUCUGGUUUAA